This is a messenger RNA of Lactuca saligna, 440 nucleotides long. NCBI's taxonomy places the organism in Eukaryota, Viridiplantae, Streptophyta, Magnoliopsida, Asterales, Asteraceae. The record is from the annotation of a GenBank genome assembly.
CUUUUUUACAGGCACAGAGAGAGGACAGAGAAGAAGGUGCGAGAAUGGCGUCGGCUUUGAGAGCAGCGAUUCUAGGUCAUGUACGAAUCCCGGUGGUGGCUAACGGAUCGAAGCUGCUGAGUCCUUUAUGGAUCCACGGGAACACUUCCGUUCGCUCAAUGUCAUCUCACGACGAUCAUCUCGAAAAGAGUCAAGUCAUUGAUAGAAUCCUUGACAUCGUCAAGAGUUUCCCUAAAGUCGAUCCUUCUAAGGUGACCCCUGAAGUUCAUUUCCAGAAGGAUUUGGGGUUGGACAGCUUGGAUAAUGUGGAGUUGAUAAUGGCGAUUGAAGAGGAAUUCAAAUUGGAGAUCCCAGACAAAGAAGCUGAUAAGAUUGAUUCUUGUGCACUUGCAGUCGAGUAUGCAUGGCAAUUGAAAAACGAGAUUAAAAGAAGUAAAUAA